AUAACCUUUUUUAAGUGCACCGUACUUUUAUAACACGAACUUAAAGAGAUUCAAUAGGAUACCUUGAUGGUCUUGACUCCAACCGGGACUCUUAUAGCAACUAGUAACGGUCCUGCAUUAAGAUUUCCAAUUUGAUACUGCUCUCUUGCUAUCACCGUGUUUGCAUACUGUUACUGUCAUACACUCCAACCCAAAGGAAUUGACCUUUUCUCUGCCCGCCUCUUUCUUCUCCAUUGCUGCUCAUUUGCGCGCGCUCUCUCCCCCUCUGGAAUGGUACCGAACAGCUGACGAAAAUGGCGAACCCAUGUAAAAGUAGGGUUUUCGCUCCCCUCUUUGGUAGCUUCCCCUCAAGAAACUUCUUCUCUCACUACUUUUCCACUAUCUCUAUCAAGAAAGUCACAAGAAACAACUUUACUUCUUCUUUCGAAGAGCUUCGCCACCAUGUCAGAGAAGCUGAUUUUGUAGCCUUGGAUUUGGAGAUGAGUGGUAUUACCAGUGCUCCAUGGAGAGAGUCCUUUGAGUUUGAUCAUUCGACCAUUAGGUAUUUGAAGAUCAAAGAUUCGGCCGAGAAAUUUGCCGUUGUUCAGUUUGGGGUUUGCCCUUUUCGCUAUGAUAAUUCAACAAAAACCCUAAUUGCUUAUCCGCACAGUUUCUAUAUAUUUCCCCGUAAAGAGCUUCCGAUCGAUUUUCCCUCCUGUGAAUUUCUCUGCCAAACAACUUCAAUUGAGUUUUUGGCCAGACACCAAUUUGAUUUCAAUGCUUGCAUACAUGAAGGAAUAUCUUAUUUGUCCAGAGCACAAGAAGCUGAAGCACUGCAUCAGUUAGGUCUAGCAGAUGUCGACCAUUUACCCUAUUCUGAAUGUAAUCCAAAGGAAACUAGAGAAAUGCCCCUGGUGAGUUUUGGUGACAUUCUUUUUACCGAGAGGAUGAAGAUUAAACUUAGUGAAUGGCGUGACAGUUUGUUGAGGAACCAAAACUGUGACUACCACUUUGAGGAAAACUCUUCGAACUGCAAGCUACAAUUCCGGACUGAUUUCUUCAAAAUGCGUCCUUCCCUUCUUCUGAGUGGUUUCAGCUCACACCAACUUAGAUUGAUUCAGCAGGUCAUAAGAAAGCAUUUCGAUGAUCUUGCAUUUAUCAGGAUAAAUGAUGAAAAUUCUCUCAGCCAGAAUCGGAUUGUGUAUACAGACUGGAAGGAUGAUAGGGCUAAGCUCAUGGAAGAGGUGAGGAAAGAUAUGCAAAAGGUGACCAAAUCAAAGGUUGAUGCUGCAGUGGGGUUCCGGCAUGUUAUUGACCUUCUAUCUUCAGAAGGAAAAGUGAUUGUGGGGCACAACUGUUUGUUAGAUAUUGCACACGUACACAGCAAAUUCCUUGGGCCUCUUCCUUCAACCCUAGCAGAGUUCGCAUCUUCAAUUCACAAACUCUUGCCAUAUAUCAUCGAUACCAAGCGGCUUUUGAUAUCUGAGCUCGCGAUCCAACGGUUGAUGAAGAAGACCGGCACAUCUUUGUCUUCGGCUUUUUCCUUCUUGUGUUCACAAAUGGUUUCUUCUUCUGAUACCUCCUCUUCAAAUUCUCGCCCAUUUUUUAAAGUUGAAGUCUUAACUGAUGAAGAAAGCUCAUCCAAUCAAUCGAACCCUGGUGCGAAGCAUGAGGCAGGAUACGAUGCCUUCAUGACUGGCUGCGUAUUCGCUCAAAUCUGCCAUCUUCUAGGCAUUGAUUUCUCUAUCUACAAGGGAAGUGACGUGGUAGAGCACGAGAAGUUGCAAAAACACCUGAACCUUCUCUACUUAGGUUGGAACAGUGGAACUAUGGUGGACAUGAAAACUGGGCAAGAGAUUGCCCAUUCGACAGUCACAAACCUUAAAAAGCGAUACCCCAAAAUUCAAUUCUCAAACAUUGUUCUGGUUUGGGGUUUUCAAAAGAAAUUCAAGCCAUGGGAGAUGAAAGAUAUCGUAACUAAGGUCUUGGGUAUAUCUUCUGUUACUUCUGUAUUUUACUUGGAUGAAACAGCUGCGUUUGUACAGUUUAGUAAAGAGCAAUAUGUCCAAGAUUUUCUUGUAUUGAAGGACACUGUAGAGAGAGAAAGUGGCCCUUUAUCAGUUCUCCACCCCUUGGGGAAAUUAUUGGAAGGAGGGAACACUCGGGCCGCUAAGUAUGACAUUUAUAAGGAGAUUUGCAGUUCUCCUCUCUCCAGAGUUUUGUUUGCCGACCAGACGGAAGCCAUGGGGAUUAAAUGGAAAACAAAGGUUGAGAUACAAAAACUAGAGCAGGCUGAUGUUGGUGAAGGAGGUAGUGAUAGGAAGAAUGAGGUUGUAGCUGAAAAGAAGAUUUUGAGAGACGGGAAACCACAUAUGGAAGGUUCAGAAGACUGUUUGUCAAGUGAAAGCAUCUUGGAUGUUUUGUAUAGUAGCGGGUCUCUUAUUUUUAAGAAGGUGAGAACUUGAAUAUUUGGUUCUCUUUUGUCGUUAUUAAGUUUUGAAAGAGAGAGAGAUCCCAUUGUUAACUGUAUAAUUUAUAGUUGCGCUGCUUUAAUGCAAGGGUAUUGUGUUUUUUAAU
Messenger RNA from Amborella trichopoda, 2556 nucleotides. It is a transcript of the gene AHG2, whose product is annotated as Polynucleotidyl transferase, ribonuclease H-like superfamily protein. Gene Ontology annotation, molecular function: RNA binding; 3'-5'-RNA exonuclease activity. The record is from RefSeq and is a predicted model, not a curated record. NCBI's taxonomy places the organism in Eukaryota, Viridiplantae, Streptophyta, Magnoliopsida, Amborellales, Amborellaceae.